GAAUUCAAUAUGCUGGGAAAUCAUUCGCGUCUGAUCAAGAUAUUCUUUGUGAUAAUUUCCAUAAAGCUCUUCUUAAUACUCGUACUCUUCGCUUACAAUAAUUCCAAUGUGAACCGUUUUCGACCCCGUCGUAUAGUUUUUAUCGAUGAGCUGCUGAUUGACAAAAGCGCGACGCCCAGCUGGCAGGAGCGGCUGAAGCUGAUACGCGAGGAGAUGCCCUCGUUUCCGCUCGAGGAGCUAUCCCAUAGACCGCCUUUCGAACCCAACUGCGGACGUGUUCCCAGUAUACUGGGCAUUGAUUAUAGCAACGAUUACUGGCAGAUGGCGCAUGUCUCUAAUCUGACUUAUUAUCUCUUUGGUGCGUAUUACGAUAACAGAGAAAAGAUGACCGAGGCGCCGCUGGUGCGGGUGCUCACCAUGAUCAAUCAAUAUACCAAGCGUAACGAGGGCAAGUAUCCCGAAACGUUUUGUCAACUGUGGUACAAGAAUCGCGUGGAUCCCAUUGUUGUAUCUGUCACAGAUCACAAGCUAAUUUGGUUUUGGGGCGGUGGACCGCCACAGGUCUUUCCAACGCUUCUCAGUUGCCCUUUGCCCAAGAAAAACGGCACCAUCGUGGAAGAGGUGCCCGAGAUGGUGUCGCUGGUAUCAGAGCGCUGUGAGAAGGCUAGGAAUUUGUUGCGCGUCGUGUACGAACGGGAUGGGAGCAGUACAGACAUCCUGCCAACUGCUUCGCGCAAGGAGCAGGACCAAAAGGAUAUCCCAAAACAACCAAAAAAGCCACUUCGUUUCAUGGUGUGCGUCAAGGCCAUGGACUUUCUCUACGUUGACAUGUCCUCGCGGCUAAUUGAAUGGCUCGAACUGAUGCGCCUGCUCGGCGCCGGCAAGGUGGUCUUCUACGAUGCUCAGAUGCAUCCGAAUAUGACGCGAGUGCUCAAUGAUUAUGUAGAAAACAGCCCGGAUUUCGUCGAGCUGCGCCCCAUGUCGAUGUCGCGUGGAGUGCCGCACACGGGUCGCCACUUUCAUCACUACGCCAUGGGUGUCGACAAUUUUAAUCGAAUACUGAAUGAGAUGAUACCCUACAACGACUGCUUUUAUCGUAACAUGUAUAAAUACGACUACAUUGGCGUCUUUGACAUCGACGAAGUCAUCAUGCCGCUGGGCAACGUCACCAACUGGUCCGAUCUGAUCGAGCUGGCGCACAAGGUGCCCGAUUAUCAGAGGGACUCCACGAACUGCAAGAACUGGGCGAGCUUUUGCUUUCGCAACGUCUACUUUCCCCGCUACCCGGAGCGGCCCAAGGUGUACAAGGAGCUGCCAAGCUUCUACUAUAUGCUGCAGCAUGUGGAACGCGUGGCAGAGCACUGUGAUCGGUAUUCGGCAACCAAAUGCCUGCACUCCACUCGGUAUGUGAUUGGACUGCACAAUCACUUUCCCCUCUUUCAUGCGGAAAACGGUGAAUGCGAUCCCAAAUCGGUGCCAAUUGAGUUUGCACAGCUGCAUCAUUACCGCGAGCCAGACAACAAGACGCGCCUCAUCGAUCCCAUUAUAGACGACAGCAUCUGGCGGUUUCAGCCAACGCUUCAACAACGUGUCUAUGCCAAAUAUAAGAAGUUAGGAUUUUUGCCCGACAUCAGCCAAGUGCUCAACGCUGAGAUUCAACGCCGAAAGGACGAUGAACGUAAGCUACAAGAAGCGAUAGGCAUGACAUAG
Messenger RNA from Drosophila montana, 1710 nucleotides. RefSeq lists its product as uncharacterized. Bases 10 to 1710 code for a protein of 566 amino acids. The transcript is spliced from 2 exons. Gene Ontology annotation, molecular function: glycosyltransferase activity. The record is from RefSeq and is a predicted model, not a curated record. Lineage: Eukaryota; Metazoa; Arthropoda; Insecta; Diptera; Drosophilidae. Gene Ontology annotation, cellular component: cytoplasm.